Molecule: messenger RNA, 1908 nt
Organism: Mollisia scopiformis
Lineage: Eukaryota; Fungi; Ascomycota; Leotiomycetes; Helotiales; Mollisiaceae
Exons: 3
Coding region: 1-1908 (635 amino acids)
Source: RefSeq, a predicted model, not a curated record
AUGUGGAAGAGGCUCAAUAAUCCAAGAGGCAGUCAUCCGCCGGCUACUCAAGAACGGGACAGAUUCAACGGAAAUAUGAGCGGAGAACCUGGGUUGGGGAUUCAUACGGACGAGAGAAGAGCUCCGCCGCGGCCUCCAAGAGAAGAUAUGGAUCCCAGAGGAUUACCCCGUCUGCCAUAUGAUCCCAACCCACCCCCUCCUCCCGAACAUCGAGACUCCAAAUUCAGACCUGCGUCUUCAAUCUAUUCACAACCCUCCCCCAACCCUGUGGUUACCCGGUUCCAGAACUCGUACGCCAGUUAUCCUGAAGAAGAGGUGUCUCCCCCGAGUUCACCGGAGCUUGAAAGACCGUUGGAUAUCAGGAGUCAACAGCACGAACCCGACGUCUCUCCCAUUGACGAGAUGCCUGACGUUUCUCGGCUUGGUUUGGGCAGACCACCGAGUAGACCUGGUUCAAGUUCCAAGCCGUCAAGCAAUAUUCCUGUCCUCCGCCGAGAGAAGAGACGCAACCAGGUUGCAGCGGCUGCUGAGAAUAUUGUCCAACGAAAGGAGAUCGGUGAUGGUCCAAAGGGGAGAAUUGCUCGUGAUCCUCGAUGGGACCCGUAUACUGGAGAAAUUACAACGAGCGAUAGGGGAAAGCCACAAUCAGCAAAGCCAGGACAAUUUGCAGCUCCCGGACUUCGACCUGUUCAUAGGGACACUGGCAUUGUCUUGGGAAAUGAAUCAAGCGUCACUAGCGGAGUCAAAGCACAUACAUCUUUCGGGGACAGGGUUCGAAAGUUAAAAAGCAACGAUACCGGUCCUGGAGAACGACCAGAAUGGAGAGGAGCUACAGGUCGACAAACUAUUGUUUCUCCUGUCAAGGACCAAUUCGACAUCCCACCCAUCAACAUUCCUCGAAAGAGCAGUAAGCGUGUUGCUUCGCCCCAUUCUGGAACCCAAUCUGGGGCCUCUACCCCUGUGACUAUCAUCCGAUCUGGUGAUGGUGAAACGAGCCCUGCAUCAACGCAUAUGCCAGAGCACAUCGACCCCACAAUACGAACCGUGCUCUCCAAUAGUGGCCAGAAUAGUCCACGCGUCGUAGAGUCUCCCAGCACCAUAUCACCGGAUCCUGUCGUCGCUCCCCUCUUCUCGUCGACCAGACGUGGAAAUACAGAUCCUGUACCUGCCUCGAGAGUGGUUCAAACACCAAAGGCCUUCGAGAGGGAAGAUACUUUGGCUGGCAUUGAACGAAACUUCCGCGAGGCUUUCAAAGGAGUUUCAGUUCCAGAAGUUGAACCAUACGAGCAACCACCCUCUCGCUUCAGCGUUACAACCUAUGCUCCAUCUGAAGCACACAGCACACCUCGACCAUCCGCAGAUUCUGAACGUCCAGCAAUGCCAACUCCCCCUGCAUCCUAUGCUUUCCAAGAGCCUUCCACGAUCCUCGAUCGCAAACGCCCCGCCAUUAGCGGUUCCCCUUCAUCGAACAUCUCCCGAAAAGCAGUAAACCCCUCCUCACCGGUAUUCAUCAGCAUGUCUUCCUCCAUCGCUCGCAACAAGCGUACAUCUACCGCAUCCUCCAUCUCCAAAACCCUCCCGAUGUCCCCAGCUGAAGCAGCGUCCCACGAUCUCGUCACACAACUGCAAGCCCAGCUCGACAACCUCGCUCAUCGCCGGAAUAACAUCACAAGAAGCAUCCGCCAGAUGACGGAGUUGAUGCCUAAAGACCACGUUAUCUUGACCGAGGAAGUGCGACGCAAGAGAGAAGACGAGAAGAGGAAGGUUGAGAUGUUAAGGGAAGAAGAGGCAGACGUCCGGAGAGAAGAACACGAUAUCGGAUUACGGUUACAUCGAGCGUGGAAGAGGAGAGAUAAGGACGCUGUUUACGAACCAACUGGUCUUUGGGUGAGGAGGGUUACAGGGUGA